This is a messenger RNA of Strongylus vulgaris, 1080 nucleotides long. Lineage: Eukaryota; Metazoa; Nematoda; Chromadorea; Rhabditida; Strongylidae. The record is from the annotation of a GenBank genome assembly.
AUGCUUCAGGUAGAAAAUGUACGACAUAGGGGACAGGUAGCUGCUCUUAAAGCUGAGCCAAACGACGUCGAAGGUGGCUCAGCUAUUAAACUUGAGAUAGCUAUACUUCGUGCAAUGACAGAGGAUGGAGAAAAACCUCAUAUCCCUAAUGUCUUUCAUGCAGCAAAACACAAGAAAUACUGCUACAUGGUAAUGACGUUGCUGGGUGAAAAUCUGAAGUCUCUUAAGAUUAAUUGCCCCAGAGAACUUAUGACUCCUCAAACCUGGAGCCGACUUGCCGUUCAAUGUUUAUACAGUGUAAAACUCGUUCAUGAUUAUGGUUAUAUUCACCGAGAUAUAAAACCUAACAAUUUUGUAAUGGGACACAAAGACGACUGCCAAAGAGCUCGUAUAGUUCACGUACUAGAUUUUGGACUUGCACGAUCAUACGCUGCAUUGAAAAAUGGUAAAUGGAUUGCACGAAAAGCCAGAGGUUCCGCGGAGUUCAGAGGAACACUUCGUUAUUGCUCGCCUAAUGUUCAUGAAAAGAAAGAACAGAAAGGAAAAGAGGAAUUUGUCGGAAAUGAUUAUUGUUCUCAGCAAACCUAUGAGAACGUCAUCUUACAGGGUCGACGAGAUGAUUUAUGGUCCUUGUUUUACGUUCUUAUUGAACUUCACUGCGGAUUGCCAUGGCAAACAAUAAGGGACAAACAUAAGGUCGAAACUAUGAAGAUGAAUAUGUCUGACAAGCAUUUAGUACAGAAUUUUCCGCCUGAACUGCGUGACAUUGUCCCAUACUUAAGAACUUUGGACUGCUAUCAGCGGCCAGACUACAGUAUGUUUUAUGAUGGAUUAGUAGCACUUAUGAAAAGGCUUGGUACAAAACCAUCAGAUCCAUACGAUUGGGAGACGAAAGAACAGGUGGAAAAAGUGUUAAAAUACUCUACGAAGCCCGCAGCAUGGGAAGACGCAGCACAAUUUUUUAAAUCAGAUCCUGUAAACAUACAUGCACCGCCGUUAAAAGUAUCCAAUCAGGUAACAUAUCAGUUUUCUAGAAUCUUACUUAGUGCAUUUAAGCAUAAUGCAAAAAUCCAUAUUUGA